Molecule: messenger RNA, 1506 nt
Organism: Physeter macrocephalus (sperm whale)
Lineage: Eukaryota; Metazoa; Chordata; Mammalia; Artiodactyla; Physeteridae
Gene: CNDP1
Product: carnosine dipeptidase 1
Exons: 11
Coding region: 37-1491 (484 amino acids)
Biological process (GO): proteolysis
Cellular component (GO): cytosol
Molecular function (GO): metallodipeptidase activity
Source: RefSeq, a predicted model, not a curated record
UCUCUCCUUGCUUUCCUGCUGCUGCUGGACGGAGGCAUGUUCUCAUCGUCCUCCCCGCCCACCGGGCUGCUAGAGAAGGUCUUCCAAUACAUCGAUCUCCAUCAGGAUGAAUUUGUACAGACGCUGAAGGAGUGGGUGGCGGUCGAGAGCGACUCGGUCCAGCCCGUACCGCGCCUCCGACGAGAGCUGCUCAGAAUGACGGGCCUGGCCGCAGACCGGCUCCGGCGCCUGGGAGCGCGCGUGCACUUGGCGGACGCGGGCUUUCAGCAGCUGCCUGAUGGUCAGAGCCUUCCGAUACCUCCCAUCAUCCUGGCCGAACUGGGGAAUGAUCCCAAGAAGCCCACCGUGUGCUUCUACGGCCACUUGGACGUGCAGCCUGCCAGACAGGAGGAUGGGUGGGUCACGGACCCUUACACGCUGACGGAGGUAGACGGAAAACUGUAUGGCCGAGGAACGACAGACAACAAAGGCCCUGUUUUAGCGUGGAUCAACGCUGUGAGCACAUUCAGAGCCCUGGACGAGGAUCUGCCCGUGAACGUCAAAUUUGUCAUCGAGGGGAUGGAGGAGGCUGGUUCUCUUGCCCUGGAGGAACUUGUCCAGAAAGAGAAGGCCGGGUUCUUCUCAAGCGUAGACUACAUCGUGAUUUCAGACAAUCUGUGGAUCAGCCGGAGGACGCCCGCGCUCACGUGUGGGACACGAGGGAACAGCUACUUCAUGGUGGAGGUGAAGUGCAGAGAUCAGGAUUUCCACUCGGGGACCUUUGGUGGGAUCCUUAACGAACCUAUGGCAGAUCUGGUCGCUCUUCUUGGCAGCCUGGUGGACUCUUCUGGUCGAAUUCUGAUCCCUGGAAUCUAUGACCACGUGGCUCCUGUUACAGCAGAGGAAAAGAGAACAUACGAAGCCAUCGAUCUGGACCUCGAGGAGUACCGGAACAGCAGCCAAGUUAAGAAAUUUCUGUUUGACACCAAGGAGGAACUUCUAAUGCACCUGUGGAGAUACCCAUCUCUUUCUAUUCAUGGGAUUGAGGGCGCGUUUCAUGAGCCUGGAGCCAAAACAGUCAUCCCUGGCCGAGUGAUAGGAAAAUUUUCGAUCCGUCUAGUCCCUCACAUGAACAUGUCUGUGGUGGAGAAGCAGGUGAAGCAGCAUCUUGACUAUAUAUUCUCCAAAAGAAAUAGCUCCAACCAGAUGACUGUAUCUAUGACGCUAGGAGUACACCCGUGGAUUGCAGAUAUUAGAGAUAAUCAGUAUCUUGCGGCAAAAAGAGCCAUCAAAACAGUGUUUGGGACAGAGCCAGACAUGAUCCGAGAUGGAUCAACCAUACCCAUUGCCAAAAUAUUCCAGGACACCAUCCAGAAGAGCGUGAUGAUGCUCCCGCUGGGCGCUGCUGAUGAUGGCGAGCACUCUCAGAAUGAGAAAAUCAACAGGUGGAACUACAUAGAGGGAUCCAAAUUAUUUGCUGGCUUUUUCCUAGAGAUGGCUAAGCUGCAUUAAUCAUGGUAGGAACCU